AUGUCGCGAUUCAGUCCGAGGGCAGAAAUUGUUGUGCGUCGGUCGGAGAUGAUGUUGUGGAGAAAUGAGGAGGAGGAGGUGGAAACGGUUGCGGUACGACCUGAGAGAUGUGUGUUUGCAGCGUUGGGCCUGGAUCAGCACUGGGGCCACUGUGUUGUGUGCGUCUGGCGGAUAGAUUCCUGUCUCCUGCUCUCCAGUGACGGCUGCUUGCCUUUUGAGGAGGAGGAGGAUCAGAUCUGUGGCUCCAUGUUGUGUGCUGGCUUGAACACCUAA
Molecule: messenger RNA, 273 nt
Organism: Knipowitschia caucasica
Lineage: Eukaryota; Metazoa; Chordata; Actinopteri; Gobiiformes; Gobiidae
Source: the annotation of a GenBank genome assembly